This is a messenger RNA of Parastagonospora nodorum SN15, 1704 nucleotides long. RefSeq lists its product as hypothetical. The record is from RefSeq and is a predicted model, not a curated record. The transcript is spliced from 2 exons. Bases 1 to 1704 code for a protein of 567 amino acids. Gene Ontology annotation, cellular component: fungal-type vacuole membrane. Gene Ontology annotation, biological process: transmembrane transport; basic amino acid transport. Lineage: Eukaryota; Fungi; Ascomycota; Dothideomycetes; Pleosporales; Phaeosphaeriaceae. Gene Ontology annotation, molecular function: basic amino acid transmembrane transporter activity.
AUGGUUUUGUCAGACGCAACCACCCCGCUUCUACCUCGGCCCACCAACACUCCACCUGGACGCUGCCUCGACUCAGCAGAUGAUGCUCAAAAUCCUCUCAUCGACAAUGAUACCAGCUCAACUCAGGAUGGGAGCUUUGAUGGCGAAGAUGCAAGGGUUUGCACAUCCACAACCGCCGUCGUGAGCAAAUUGCCCGCUUCUGUCGGCCGAAUUGUGUCCGUCCUGCUGAUCGGAAGCUUCAUCUCCAGCGCUGAUGGCUCCUUGCUAUUCGCGACUCAUCCCAUCAUCGCCUCUGAGUUCAAUGCGCUGCAUGACUCAACGUGGCUCAUAGCCAGCUUUGCUCUCGCGCAAGCGGUCUCACAGCCUUUGUACGGGAAGUUGAGCGAUAUAUAUGGUCGCAAAUCCAUGCUCAUGUUGGCUUACACUCUCUUCGGCAUCGGCCUAGUGAUGGUUGGGGCCGGUCAGUCAAUGCCUGCCUUGAUCUUUGGGCGGGUUAUUUCUGGAUUGGGCUCGAGUGGUAUGACAAGCCUUGUCUCCAUUCUCAUCACAGACCUAGUGCCGUUGCGGGACGUGGCGACAUGGAGAUCAUAUGUCAAUAUCGCAGCGACAACAGGUCGAAGUAUCGGUGGGCCUCUGGGCGGCUGGCUGGCUGAUACUGUCGGCUGGAGAUGGUCAUUCUUGGGCCAAGCCCCGAUCGCAGGCAUGGCAAUACUGCUAAUCGCCUUGACGCUUCCUGCUCAUACUCCGGAAGACCUCAAAGAUGACUUGAAACGUAGCAAGUUUGCACGCAUUGACUUCAUGGGGGCGAUCUGUAUGACGCUCAGCUUGCUUGGACUACUUUUACCGCUUGAGAUUGGUGGUGAACGCGUUGCAUGGUCUUCCCCUAUAAUCUUCGCUUUAUUUGGGGGCGCUGCUAUCUUCGGCACACUUUUUCUGGUAAUUGAAGCCUGGGUAGCGAAAGAACCAAUCGUCCCGGUCCAUCUACUACGGCAUCGAGACGUAAUAACAUCUGGCUCCAUCAUGCUCUGCCAGUGUGCUGCGCAAACUACUCUCAUGUUUGCAGUACCACUCUACUUCCAGAUUACAUCCAAUGUCUCCAACACUGUGGCCGGAGCGCACCUAAUUCCUGCUGUCGUCGGUAAUGCGAUAGCUGGCAUCCUUUCGGGGCGCAUUAUCCAACGUACUGGACGUUACAAAGCUCUUGCCGUCGUGGCUUCGAUAUCAGCAUCAAUUGGCUUCUUCUUACUGGUCUUGCGCUGGCACGGAGACACAAACUGGCUUGAGUCUCUGUAUAUCUUUCCUUGCGGUUUUGCUAUGGGUAUCAUGCAGUCUGCUUUAUUCAUCAGUAUUCAAGCUGGUAUUGCUCCUGAAUAUUCGGCGAUUGCAGCUUCUGUACUAUACUUGACGCAGCCUACGGGUAAUGUUGCAGGGCUGGCAGUUGCCAGCGCCGUGCUACAGGGAACACUUCGGCAAGGACUUGGUCGGCGACUAGAAGAGCUAGGGUAUGAAGACAAGAUGAGGUCAAGAAUUAUUGAAAAAGCUGUCUCGGAUGUUCACUAUGUUGACAGGGCAACUCCGCAAGUUGCCAAGGCGGUGAAAGGAUCGUAUGUCGACGCACUGACAUGGACGCAUGUGCUAUCAUUGGCUUGCGCUCUCACUGCUUUUGUCGGAAGCCUGCUCCUCCGCCAACACAGGCUACGAUGA